UUGGAGGUCACCUUGAGGUUACUGUCAAAGCGGUGAUAAAGCGGCAAUGAUUAAAAUUAUAUUUAUUUUGAUACAGUAAGACGUGAGACGAGGUUCAACUGGAGAGAAAUUACCUACGUUUAUUGAUAACCCAGCACGCUAGUUUCCCUCUUUAAUGAUUUGCCAUUAAGAGGCAGAUGGCAGUGGAGAGUCGCGAGGCGGAGGGGGGGUCGGCGCCCGAGGCCAGCGGCGAGGGGGCGGGGGAGGGGCAGGUCGUCCGUGCGAUCACGCUCAAUCACGGAGAACAUCAAGACGCUACUCUCUAUAGGUUUGAAAAAGGAUGCCGUUUACAAUUCAGCCCCGGGCCGAGCAUGCUCGGUCGGAAGGUGUUCCUCUACACAAAUUAUGUCGUCUCAGAAAAUUCGGAAGACAAGAGCGAGCCAGCGUUCGUACGCAACCAGUACUAUGCUCUCGAGUGGAGGAAGGACGAGGAUUCGGAGUCUCUCGGUACCGGCCUCCUGGUCACUGACACGGAGUUCUACUGCGAGCUGAAACUGGCUAAGGCUGGCUCAUUCCACUACUACUUCGUUUACGACAGCCCCGAGUCCCGGGUGGGUCCUCAAGGCUCGGGCUGGUUCCACGUGGCUCCGAGCCUCUCCGCGGGGGGAGUUCAGGUUCCGCUGGACGGCGUCAUGUGUCAGACGGUGCUGGCCAAAAGUUUGGGACCCCUGCCACGGUGGAUGAAAACCCUGAGAGUGGCUCACGAAGCUGGUUUCAACAUGAUACACUUCACUCCCGUUCAGGAGCUGGGCGCGUCUAAUUCAAGCUACAGCCUGGCGAACCAGCUCAAGCUGAACCCUCGCUUCAACGACAUCAAUUCUGGCAGGGAUGCCACCUUCGCUGACGUGGAAAAUAUCAUCGCCAAAAUGCGCAACGAUUGGAAGAUGCUGUCGAUAUGUGACGUCGUGUUGAACCACACGGCCAAUGAGAGUGAAUGGCUGACGUCACAUCCGGAAGCCACUUAUAAUUGCAUCACAUGUCCCCACCUGAGGCCCGCCGCCCUCCUCGAUGCUGUACUGGCCAAGUUGGGGGAAGACAUCGCAUCGGGACGGGAAACUCGCCUGCCUACUAAGAUUAACACACAUCAACAAAUUGAGGUGAUCCGCGACAUCCUGUUGAACGAGCGUCUCCCGGAAGCGAAGCUGCACGAGAUGUAUAUCUGUAACGUGGACGAGACGGUCGAGAGGUUCUACCACAUGGCGAGGAACAAAGUGCCGCCGGUGAGAAGCGGCGCAGACGGGUCAUCGGAGCUUCGUCUCAUCACAGAUCCUCAGAGGCGGAGAAGAGCCGCCCUCGUAGACCUGGACCGAGCGCUCCAGGUGUACAACGUGUACAGGGCCGACUGCUACGACGAGGAUGCUCGUGUGAAGCGUUGCUGUGAGGAGUUCCGCGUGAAGCUGGAACAGUUGAACGAGGCCGCCAUACACACCGUCAACGAUCACCUGAGAGCCGCUGUGCAGAACUGUGUAGCGGGGAUGAGUUACUUCCGUCUUCAGUCAGACGGCCCUAAGAUAGAGGAAGUCAGCGAGAAAAAUCCUCUCGUACCAAGAUAUUUCACGUUCCCUGGUCCGCUGGGUGGUGUCGCGGACAUGGAAGGCGUGAUAUACGGCGAGGCGGGCCGCCUGGUGAUGGCGCACAACGGCUGGGUCAUGAACUCCGACCCGCUGCAGGACUUCGCUGACAAGGAACACGACGGACGGGUUUACUUCAGGAGGGAACUCAUCGCUUGGGGAGACAGUGUCAAACUCAGGUACGGCGAGAAGCCGGAAGACAGUCCAUUCCUGUGGCGCCACAUGCGGCAGUACGUAGAACUAACAGCCGAGGUCUUCGAUGGAGUCAGACUGGACAACUGUCACUCAACGCCAUUACAUGUCGCGGAGUACAUGCUGGACUGUGCUCGGAACGUCAAACCCGACUUGUAUGUAGCGGCGGAGCUGUUCACCAACUCCGACCAUGUCGACAACAUAUUUGUCAAUAGACUUGGUAUAACGUCGCUGAUACGAGAAGCCCUAUCAGCAUGGGACUCCCACGAGCAGGGUCGACUGGUCCAUCGUUUCGGAGGUCGCGCCGUGGGGUCGUUUUUCACCCCUCAAGUGACCCGCGCCCAGCCUCAAGUGGCCCACGCUUUGUUCCUUGACCUCACACACGACAACCCAUCGCCGAUCGAUAAGAGGAGCGUGUUCGAUCUACUCCCGUCCGCGGCGCUGGUGUCGAUGGCCAGCUGCGCGAUCGGUUCCACUAGAGGAUACGACGAGCUCGUGCCCCACCAUAUCCACGUGGUGGACGAGGCUCGUUUGUACGCGGAGUGGGAGGAGGGGGAGGGGGAGGGGGUGAACGCGUCCACCGGCCUUAUAGCAGCUAGGCGGGCGCUCAACGAUCUACAUUUACAUCUAGCAGCCUCCGGAUACUCGGAGGUGUACGUCGAUCAAAUGGAUGCUGACGUGGUGGCUGUGACGAGACACGAGCCACAUUCGAGAAAGUCUGUUAUUUUGGUCGCCUUCACCGCCUUCAAAGCCCCCGACGAGUCUUCCACCGGCCGCUACGUGAAGCCGUUACGGUUCGAGGGACAACUGGAGGAAAUUAUUUUGGAGGCGGUGCUGAGACACAAGGACCACAGAAGCACGGGUCGCCCGUUCCAGACGUGCGGAGGGUUCUCUCGUCACCCGCAGCACAUCAACGGUCUCAGCGACUACGAGGCCAGCGUCCGCUGCGGCGUUCCGUUGGCGCAGUCCAACGUGUUUGUUAGUGAACGCCGUGACGGUCCCUAUACUGUGCUGGAGUUCGGCGUGCUACCCCCCGGGACGGUGGUCGCGGUGCGUGUGGCCCCACAUUCCUCGCAAGCGGGGGCGCUGGCGGCUCUCAGACGAGUGACCUGCCAGCAUCCAGCGACAGAUCCCCUGGGUCUGUCGCCGGCACUCACUGACCUCGAUCUAGGAGAUUUCAACGCGCUGCUAUAUUGCUGUGACGCGGAGGAACGUGAGCGCUGUGGGGGCGGAGUGUACGACGUGCCCGGUCACGGUCCGCUCGUAUACGCUGGGCUGCAGGGCGUGGCUUCACUGCUGGAGGAAGUCGCCCCACGUGACGACCUCGGACACGCGCUAUGUGACAACCUCCGCGCUGGCGACUGGCUGCUCGACUACCAAUGGCGGCGCUUAGAGUCUGACCCGCGACUGGCCGCCCUGGCGACGAUCUAUAGAGAAGCGUUGAGGCCGGUCGGUGAUUUACCGCGUUUUCUGGUGCCGGCCUACUUCGAGGUCACUGUCCGUUGUAUGAUAGCUGCCGUGAAGCGCGCGGCCCUGGCUCGUCUGGGAGGCGUCGCGUUGAGUUCGGGAGUCGCUCGUGAGUUGUCACUGACGGGGGUCCAGCUGGCCGGUGCGGUGUCGUCCGCUCGUUUGCCGGCCAUGUCUCCCUCCCUGCCGAUGCUCCGCCCGGCUCGUCCUUUGUCCCUGUCGGCCGGUCUGCCUCACUUUGCCGUGGGCUACAUGAGAUGCUGGGGUCGAGACACCUUCAUCGCUCUGAGAGGAAUGUUCCUACUCACGGGCCGUUAUCAAGACGCGCGCUUCCAUAUACUAGGAUUCGCUGCUUGUUUAAGACACGGUCUGAUACCUAAUUUAUUGGACGGAGGUCGCAACGCUAGAUUCAACUGUCGCGAUGCGGUGUGGUGGUGGCUGCAGAGCAUCAAACAGUACUGCACGGAGGCCCCUCAAGGCUACUCUAUCCUGACGGACCCGGUGUCUCGUAUAUUCCCCAAAGACGACAGUGAGCCUGCACCCCCAGGGGCUGCGGACCAACCGCUGCAUGACGUUAUGCAGGAAGCCUUGGACGUUCACUUUCAGGGUCUCGUCUUUCGUGAGCGCAACGCCGGCCGACAGAUAGACGCACACAUGUCCGACAAGGGUUUCAACAUCCAGAUCGGCGUGGACCCCGAGACCGGGUUCCCGUUCGGAGGAAACGAAGCCAAUUGCGGGACGUGGAUGGAUAAGAUGGGUUCGUCGGAGACGGCCGGCACGCGGGGGAAGCCCGCCACGCCGCGCGACGGCAGCGCGGUGGAGCUCGUCGCGAUGGCGUACAGCGUCGCGUCCUGGCUGGCGGCACAGCAUCGCUCCGCUAAGUAUCCGUACCCGGGCGUGGCGAGGCGGCACCGAGACGGAUCCCUCACCGCCUGGACGUACUCCCAGUGGGCGGAUCGAAUACGACGCUCCUUCGAACGACACUUCUGGGUCCCGGCCGCGCCCUCGGCCGCCGACCAGCGCCCAGACCUCGUGCACCGCCGCGCCAUCUACAAGGACACGCACGGCGCCUCGCAGCCCUGGGCCGACUAUCAACUGCGCUGCAACUACGUCGUCGCCAUGGCUUUGGCGCCAGAAUUGUUCGACCCGCGACACGCCUGGCUCGCCCUGGACAAUGUCGAGAAACUGCUGGUCGGGCCUCUCGGUCUCAAAACCCUCGACCCCGAGGACUGGGCCUACCGUCCCAACUACGACAACUCGGACAACAGCUCGGACCCGAGCGUUGCACACGGCUUCAACUACCACCAGGGCCCGGAGUGGACGUGGCCGCUCGGCUUCUACCUCAGAGCGCGGCUCGCCUUCGCUCACGACAACGGUCAGUUCUCCAAGACCGUGGCGGCGGCAUACGCGGCCCUCGCCCCGCUUGUGGCAGAGAUGCGCUCGUCCCCGUGGCGCGGCCUGCCCGAGCUGUCCAAUGCCGGAGGCGCAUUCUGUAAGGACUCGUGUCGCACCCAGGCCUGGAGUUCGUCCUGCAUGCUAGAGGUGCUCCAUGAUCUCGAGCUGUCGCGCCGAGCUCGACCGCUCCCUCUCGACUGAC
Molecule: messenger RNA, 4866 nt
Organism: Danaus plexippus (monarch butterfly)
Lineage: Eukaryota; Metazoa; Arthropoda; Insecta; Lepidoptera; Nymphalidae
Product: glycogen debranching enzyme
Exons: 23
Coding region: 177-4865 (1562 amino acids)
Biological process (GO): glycogen catabolic process; glycogen biosynthetic process
Molecular function (GO): 4-alpha-glucanotransferase activity; amylo-alpha-1,6-glucosidase activity
Source: RefSeq, a predicted model, not a curated record